This is a messenger RNA of Symbiodinium natans, 1017 nucleotides long. The record is from the annotation of a GenBank genome assembly. NCBI's taxonomy places the organism in Eukaryota, Dinophyceae, Suessiales, Symbiodiniaceae.
GCCGACCGGCGGCUGGCCUAUUUGCAGGUGUCCGCGGAGGCCAACCAGAUCUACCCUGAGGUGCUGGGUCUUGGCUCCAAUGCCGGCUGGGCGCAGCUGGGUGCUAAAAUCAACGCACUCCGGUCCUACGUGGCCACUAAGGCCGACGAGGAUGUGGUGAUCGCUGCUGACGCCUAUGAUGUGCUGGUCAUGGGUGGCAAGGCUGAAAUUCUCCGAGUCUUUGAGGAUCUUGAAAGGGAGUCUGGCAAGAGCUUGGUUUUCAACGCCGAGCCUGCGUGCUUCCCGCCCACCGACGGCAUCUGCGAGAAGCAUCCGCCUGCCAAGUGGCGGUGGCGUUUCUUGAAUGCGGGGCUGAUCGUCGGCCGCGCGCACGCGUACAAGAACAUGCUGCGUGAGCUGGUGCCCCUGGAGGUGAACGACCAGUGGUGGUUUCACAUGUACCGGAGGGACCACCCGGAUGAAAUUCUCUUGGACACAGGGUGCAACUUGAGCUGCACGCUUUACACCGUUGGUGGGGGUGGAAUUUCACUGCUGGACCGGCGGAUCCACGUUCAAGUAACACAGACUUCCCCUCCGCUGGUGCACUUUGUUAGUUUCGGUCACCGCACGAAGUGGAUCAAGGGCAGGCCAACCUCGUACUUGCAAGAGACCUUCAGGCAGCUUUAUCCAGAGCAGUCUGCCAGGCUACUGGAGGGGUGGUGGCUGGGAAUCAAUGUUGCUGCCACACAUGACCUUACCAUCUACGAUGGUGAGGGCUUCUGGCUUAUGAUGACAUCCGUCCUUUGCUUGCAGUGCACCUUCACAGGCGCAGUGUCGGACGACUGCUUGGAGCUUCACAAUGGCUCCACAUGUCAUUGGCUGAACGUCAGCUGGCUUCUGCUACUCCUUUCUCUGGCAGUCCUUGUGUGGCUCCGAUGGGGGAACCUCGGGCUCCGUCUACAGUCAUGCUGGCCUUGCCUGCGGCUGCGUUAUGCGAAUCUCGCCGGCAGCCAGAAGCCACCAGGUUUGGACUGCUAG